Molecule: messenger RNA, 960 nt
Organism: Hibiscus syriacus
Lineage: Eukaryota; Viridiplantae; Streptophyta; Magnoliopsida; Malvales; Malvaceae
Exons: 5
Coding region: 135-803 (222 amino acids)
Biological process (GO): ubiquitin-dependent protein catabolic process via the multivesicular body sorting pathway
Cellular component (GO): ESCRT I complex
Molecular function (GO): ubiquitin binding
Source: RefSeq, a predicted model, not a curated record
GACCGCGUAGGCGCUUACUUAACAAUAGAUCCUCAUAGAAGAAAAAGCUAUGCAAAGGAGACAUUUUUCAUUUUCCUAAUAAUUUCCAUUUAACAGCUCUAUCGCAUAGUUCAUCCUCUUCGAUUAUAUUCGCAAUGGAUUAUGAUUUCAGGAACAGAACAGGUCCGCCGUACGAGGCGCAGAUCCCGGUUUACCGACAACAACCCACUUCAUCGUCAUCAUCAACCCAUCCGAUGUACGGAGCUCCAUUAUACCCAAGGGUCGGUGGUCAACCCGCCGCUCACAGCGUUCUCCCUACCGCAACCCGCGCCUCUUCUUUCCACCAGACUUCUGCUCCUUCCACAUCCUCUGGAUUGGGCAUUAGGGUUGCUUUGAAACCAGAGUAUCGUAUUACUCCUCCGCCUCAACUGUCUCCUCAAGUUGCGGAUAUUCCUCGAAGCAAUUUCCAGUUUGAUUUCGACUUUGAGAGGAAAAUCUUGGCUGAAGCGGAAAAAGAAAGCAUGAAUUGGAGCAAGCUUGGCUUGGAAAACUUUUCUUCAAAGCCGACCGAAACUACUUCUUCAAUGGGUGCAAAUUCAGACCAUGUGGUGAGCAAAUACAUUGCCGCUGAACUCAGCCGUGAUGCAGUGAUGGUUGCGGUUGCAAAUUAUGGCGACAAUCCAACCAAGGUUCGGGAAUUUGUCACCGGCUACAACCUACUGCGAGAAAUGGGAUUCUCAGCAAACAAUGUAGCCGAAGCAUUACUCAUGUAUGACAAUGACACAGACAAGGCAUUGGCACAUUUCCUUAACAACGCAUCAUGAGUAUGAUAUAAUCAAUUAAAUGGUUUUUAUGCCAAUGAAAACUGGAAUGAUUUUAUACCAUUGAUUUCCGUGUGUUUUGCUGCAUUAAACAGACUGUACAAAUAGUCAUUCUGUAAUAUUUGUUGUCUCUAAUAAAGGGUAUCUCUUUGGUGUUAAA